UACGGUCGCGGUGCCCUAUCAAAACGCGCGCCGCGCGCGCCGGUCGUUGCCCUGAGCCCCGCGCGUCGCCACCAAUCGUCAUUCGUCAGUUAGUUUGACGACGGCGUGCGUGUUUAGUAGCCACGUCGCACCGCGUGUAUUGCAGUGUAAAUAAAAUGCUAUCCUCUAGAAAUAAACACAACGGUAAAUCUUCUGAUUAUUCUGUUCUAUCCAUCAACAGAUUGAUUGAUCUUGUAAAGCAGAAUCCUAUAUUAUAUGAAGCCAAGCAAAAUUUUCGAAAUAGUGGUUUUACAUCAAAAAACAUGUCUUCACAACGAAAAUCUGCUUGGGAAGCUAUUGGAAAAGAUUUGAAUCAAGCGCCAGACGAAUGUAAGAAAAAAUGGAAAUAUUUGCGGGACGGCUAUGUAAGAAGUAUGAAAACUAAUGGAAGUAAUCUGCAUCGCCAUAUUUUAUCUUUUCUAGACGACCACAUUGAUUGCACAAAAAGUAAACCUAGCCAUACCAAAAAUUCUAAUAAAGAUAAUAACCAAGUUCUUAUUACACUUGAUAUGAUCCAAUCGCUAGUGAAUGAGAAAACCGAUGAUGAUAAAAAUGAUGAUGCUUUAGUAGAUGCCACUAGUGAUGUACUCAGCUUGUUGUUUAAUAAGAGUUUAGAAGACACUAUCAAUAAAUUUACUGAGCCUAAAUGCAGUGCACACCACUCGUCUACAAUCGAAUAUCCCGACGAAUAUCCCAAAAAAGUUGAGGAAACAGCAGCUGAAUGUUGUAGCAGCAUUAUUAUUUCCGAUGUUGUGUCACUCAGUACUGAAGGAAGAAACAGCGAAACUGAAGAUUUAACAGAACUAAAUACCUUAAAGCGUAAAUUACACAAUAGUAGCGAAACUGAAAUUCCAAAUUCUAAGACUUUGAAGACUGACCUCGUAGAACCCUCGAAGGAACAGCCUGAUAUUGCAGUAUUUUUCAAAGAUAUUGGUGAAUACGUCACAGCACGCUUUCCUCUUAAGAAGCAGAUAGAGUUGCGAAUGAAAGUGUUGUCUUUAGUUACACAAGCAGAAUUAGAAUUAUUGCAUGGAGAAGAAGAAUAAUCACAAACUGUACUACUGUAUU
Messenger RNA from Hyposmocoma kahamanoa, 1107 nucleotides. RefSeq lists its product as uncharacterized. The record is from RefSeq and is a predicted model, not a curated record. Lineage: Eukaryota; Metazoa; Arthropoda; Insecta; Lepidoptera; Cosmopterigidae. The transcript has 2 exons. Gene Ontology annotation, biological process: regulation of transcription by RNA polymerase II. Gene Ontology annotation, cellular component: nucleus; transcription regulator complex. Bases 156 to 1085 code for a protein of 309 amino acids.